This is a messenger RNA of Hirundo rustica (Barn swallow), 1685 nucleotides long. RefSeq names its product clarin 3 (gene CLRN3). The record is from RefSeq and is a predicted model, not a curated record. The transcript is spliced from 3 exons. Lineage: Eukaryota; Metazoa; Chordata; Aves; Passeriformes; Hirundinidae. The coding region runs from base 1 to 684 and encodes 227 amino acids.
AUGCCAUCCAGGAAGAAAACAUCCAUGUUUGCCUCUGCUUUUUGUACCUGCGUGAGCUCCUUCGCGGUGAUCUGUGUGGCGCUGGCCACGCCGCAGUGGGUGAGCAGCGAGGUUCGGUUCUCGCGCGCCGGCUCCAACGUCACCAUCAGCCUCACCUACGGCCUCUUCAGUGGCACCUGCGAGCUCUUCGUGGAUGCAAGACUCCAGGUGUCCAAAACCAACUUCCAAGUCGCAGACGCCCUGAGCAGCCCCGGGAGCAGGGGCAUGAACAUCGCCACCAUCGUGGUGCUGGUGCUGGCUCUGCUGAGCUCCCUGCUCAGCUCGGGCUUCACCUGCACCAACGCGGUCAGCAACCCCUACCAGACGUUCCUGGGACCCAUCGGAGUCUACACCUGGAAUUCCGUCUGCGGGAUCCUCAUCCUCAUAGCCAUGAUCCUUUUCCCUGUGAACGUGGAAGGAACUGGCCUGUCUGAAGAGCUGGCCCACAGCUGUUCCAGCUCCCCGCCGACACACGUCGGAUCCAAGCACAGCUAUGGAUAUUCCUACUGGAUCAUGCUGCUCGUCAUCUUCCUGAACGCUGCUUCUCUCAUCAUCAUCUACUUCUACGACCACGCCAGAUAUUCCAAGAAGAAGGAGCAGGAAAGACCCAUGGAAAAUGCACCAAAGGAUGUUAUUCUCUUUUAAGGACACCUUGGAAAAGGGGGUGUGAAGGAAGAUGACUUUAAUGCGGACAGCAAACUUCCAUUUGCUCUGAAGCGUGUGGACACUUCAAUUCCCAGACUGUUUUGAGGACACAAAAGCCUGGUUUUGGUUUUAGGUGCCUUCUGGCCUGAGCAGGAAGAUCAAAGCCAUUGCUUUCAUGGUGUGGGAUUUGGGAUCUCGAGGGACAGAAAGACUGCAAACACCAGGAUCCCCUGGGAUGAGGAGAAAUGGUCACUGAGAGGCUGCUGCUCCCUUUGCUCCUGGCUCUGCUUGGGGAUCUCCUGCAGCUCUGGAGGCUCCUGCACCAAAAUGGGAGCGCUUGAGGCCAAAAUCCACAGAACACAGGGUGGAGUCCCCGUGCCUGGAGGGGUUUCACAGCCCUGUGGAGGUGGCACCUGGGGACACGGGGCACUGGUGGCCAUGGAUUUACCAACCUAAAAGAUUCAACAAUCCCACGACAGCAGAGAUACCAAUAUCUGCAGGUUAUGAAAGCACGGAAACAUCAGGAAAAUCCUGUCUGACCUUUGAGCAGUGCCAAGAGCAAAGCCACACCUGGGACAGGCGUGCCUGACCCCUCUCCACACCUUCCCCUGGGCACAAAGUCCUCCCAGCUGGAUUAUCAGCGGUGAUUUCUGGCCAGGGCCAUCCCUUUUCCCCCUUGAAGGAGUAUUUAAUGUGCUCACAAAGACACACGGCUGCAGAACUGCCCGGGACUGGGGGAGCUCCCUUCCCAUUGCUCCCAGGGAAGUGAGCAGUGGGACCUUGGGACUGAUCUAAAGUGCAAAAUCCAGCUCAGAGCUCGUGUUCAGCACUUCUGCUCCUUUCCCCCUCAGCUCUGCAGCCAGGAAAGACUUUUUUUAUCCCUUUAAAAAGACGAGAAAAGCCUCCUUUUCCUUUCCAGUGUGGUUUUCAGUCACGCUCCACGUCCAUCCUGUGACACAAGAGGUGCUCGUGGAGAUGAAAAAGCAUUUUGAAGGGGGCAC